Molecule: messenger RNA, 740 nt
Organism: Vanessa tameamea
Lineage: Eukaryota; Metazoa; Arthropoda; Insecta; Lepidoptera; Nymphalidae
Product: protein lethal(2)essential for life-like
Exons: 1
Coding region: 109-645 (178 amino acids)
Biological process (GO): response to heat; protein refolding
Cellular component (GO): cytoplasm; nucleus
Source: RefSeq, a predicted model, not a curated record
CGCUGUCCUGUAUCAUUUGUAAACAAGCAAGCGUACGAAUCUCUCGACUUGUGAACAGCGAUUUUGGCGCGACAUUUCAAUUUAAUUUGAAACAAGAAUUGUUAAAAAAUGGCUCUACUACCGUUUUUGUUGGAUUACGAACUCGAGCGUCCUCGCCGCCUCAUUGACCAGCACUUUGGGUUGGGAUUAACUCCUGAUGACCUUCUGGGCGCUGUUACUGGUCCUAUGGUCAAUCGUGAAUAUUAUAGACCCUGGCGUCAUCUCGCCGCAGCGGCACGGGAUGUCGGAUCCAGUAUUAAGAACGACAAAGACAAAUUUCAAGUGAAUCUCGAUGUUCAACAUUUCAACCCUGAAGAGAUAAGUGUCAAAACUGCAGAUGGUUAUAUUGUCGUCGAAGGCAAACAUGAGGAGAAGAAAGAUCAACAUGGCUUCAUUUCUCGUCAAUUCACACGUCGGUAUGCCAUUCCCGAAGGCUGUACUCCAGAGACUGUUGAAUCGCGUUUGUCAUCCGAUGGUGUGCUAACUAUCACUGCUCCGCGGAAGGUGCCUCCAGCGGUUCAAGGUGAACGUGCGGUUCCUAUCACGCAGACUGGCCCAGUCCGCAAGGAAGUAAAGGAUCAGGCGAAUGGCGACAAAGCCGAGUGAACUAGCGUUUUUCAGUAUUUUAUUUUAAGUCAUUCCUUCAAGUUACGUUCUUAUAAGACUGAUUAAUUUCAAUAAAAUAUUUUGUGUUCGUAUAA